AUGGACAAGUAUGAAAAGGUAAAGGAAAUUGGGAAAGGUGGAUUUGGAACAGUCACCCUUGAGAAAUCCAAAGAGGAUGGACACCAAUAUGUCAUCAAGAAGAUUGUCAUAUCUGGAUUGUCAACUAAAAAAAGGCGGAAAGCUCAAGAAGAAGUUGAAGUCCUUUCCAACAUGAGUCAUGCCAACAUUGUCAAGUAUAAGGAAUCUUUUGAAGAGGGGGGCUGCCUGUAUAUUGUGAUGGACUACUGUGAGGGUGGAGACCUCUCCAAGAAGAUCGAAUCUCAGGAAGGAGAACGUUUCUCAGAAAAGCAAAUCCUGGACUGGUUUGUGCAGAUUUGUCUGGCACUAAAACACAUCCAUGAUAAAAAAAUCCUCCACAGAGACAUCAAACCAGAGAACAUAUUUUUGACUAAAGAUGGGACUGUACAGCUUGGGGACUUUGGAAUUGCAAGAGUGCUGAAGAGCACUGAAGAACUGGCAACAACAAGCAUAGGAGCACCACUUUACCUGUCACCAGAGAUCUGGGAGAGCAAACCAUACAACAACAAAAGUGAUAUUUGGGCUCUUGGCUGUGUCCUGCAUGAAAUGUGCACUCUUAAGUCUGCAGUAAGUAUUCUAAGGAUGGACCUAGAACGGGAACUCGUCAGUGGCUCAUACCCUCUUGUGUCUGAUCACUACUCCAAAGAACUGUGUUCCCUCUUGGCUCAGCUGUUGAAACGUGACCCAACAGAGAGACCUUCAGUCAGCAGCAUACUGGAUGAACGUUUCCUCUCCAGCAGGAAAGAGAGGCUCCUCAAUUCACAGGUGGAGAGAACAGGUCAGUCAAAGACUCUUAGGAUAUCUGAUGGGAAAAUACAAAAGAAGAGGCUUGAAGAUGAUAAGAGGCAAGAAGAUAAAGUCCCGCCCACUGUGGUUGUAUGGAGAGACGCAAGGAAACAGCGUGAGGAGACAGGAAACGAGGAGAUGUGA
Messenger RNA from Scomber japonicus (chub mackerel), 969 nucleotides. RefSeq names its product serine/threonine-protein kinase Nek1-like. The transcript has 10 exons. NCBI's taxonomy places the organism in Eukaryota, Metazoa, Chordata, Actinopteri, Scombriformes, Scombridae. Gene Ontology annotation, biological process: protein phosphorylation. Gene Ontology annotation, molecular function: protein kinase activity; ATP binding. Bases 1 to 969 code for a protein of 322 amino acids. The record is from RefSeq and is a predicted model, not a curated record.